AUGUCAUCGUCUGGGAAUCUUCUUUAUCCGUUUCAAUCUGUUCUCGGACAUAUGGAUUAUUUUAAUAAAAUGAUGUUGGAUAGACUACGAGCUGCAGGGACUCGUUUGGCUUCUGGAGUUCAAUGCCGUCGCUGGACAUGGAUAGUUCUGUUGACCGUCCUUGUCGUUUACGUAUUCCUUGGAUCAACCUGCUUUUGGGUAUUCGAGCAUAACCAACACGAGCGAUACAUUCGUAAAUGGUUCAUGAACUUGACUGUCAAUAGACGUCAUUUUGCUCGUUCAAUAAGCUCGCACAUCUUCAAUGAUACCAAAAACUUACUUAUCAUCAUUGAUAAGGAACAAACUGAACGAGUUCAGCAAAUACUCGUAGAGUCGUUGAAACGCUAUGAAGAUCAAGUUCACAUGAAAAGCCCUGACCGUACUAAAUGGACAUUCUUGAGUUCAUUUAACUUUGCAUAUGGACUUCUCCUGACAUUAGGACAUGGUGCUAAAACUCCUAACACCAUCGGUGGACAGAUUUUCGCGUUGGCCUACUGCAUGUUCGGAAUACCGCUCUUUUAUGGAACAGCGUGCUACUGCAUAUAUGUUAUACUAUCACCUUUCUUGGAAAGUACCGUUAGAACAGUAAAACGACGAUUGUUCGUUCUGUAUAUGGUGAUACUCAUGUAUGUAUUAUGGAAUCUGCUACUGGCCUUAUUCCUUUACUAUCAGGUGUUCGAUAGCUUCUGGACAGCAGUGUUCACCUCUUUCCUUAGCGGACUGACAAUUCAGGUUCCCGAAUAUAGCCAAUUAACCCCAUGCUGUCUGUUUGUCCUCCUGAUGGCUUGUACCAUAUCCGCCUUCCUUCUCAUUAUGGCUGUCAUUUUGUUCGUCGCCAUACAAUUUCGAUCUGAACUCUGUUCACCUUCCAAGAAGGUUCCCUUAUUAGGUGAUGGGCCAAUUAAUGACCAACAACAGAAGUUUACGGUCAUUGUGGAUGAAGCUGGCAGCAGCAAAUUAGCUGAGGAGUAG
Auanema sp. JU1783 is the source of this 1011-nucleotide messenger RNA. The record is from the annotation of a GenBank genome assembly. Lineage: Eukaryota; Metazoa; Nematoda; Chromadorea; Rhabditida; Rhabditidae.